UCAGGGAGUGAGUGAGAGGAUGCUGGAUGACGAUGAUGCGAACAAAAAACGCUGCUGUAUCGCUCACAGGACUGAGGAUGGGUAGAGUUUUAGCGUUACGGUAAAGCGAUGGAUUUCCCCGCUCUUUGUCACCUUUUUGGCUUGUUGUUAAAUUCCGGAAGACGGACAUAACAUAAGGAGUUGUUUGCGGAAUCCCCAGAAUUUACAGGAUUCAGGAUUCAGACUUGUUUUCAACAACACAGAAAGGCUUCACGUCCCUGGUGAUUGUGGCACGUACAAUCGUUUUGAAAUGUCCGACUUCCACAACCGGAGCCAAACCAGCGCACGUCGCAGUGACUACGUGUGGCAGUAUGAAUAUUAUGACGACGAGGAGCCUGUAUCUUUUGAGGGACUCAAAGCGCACAGAUACUCCAUCGUCAUCGGCUUCUGGGUUGGACUUGCUGUGUUUGUGAUUUUCAUGUUCUUUGUACUCACACUGCUAACAAAGACAGGAGCACCGCAUCAAGAAAACCCAGACUCUGCUGAGAAGCACCAUCGACCAGGCAGCUGUCUCGUAGACAUUGGCGGUCCCCAGGACGAAAAUGACAAAGCCUUCUCUCGUCCUCUGCUAGCGGAGUCCCGCACUUAUUUUCAUUUCUACAUCAACGAGGAGGAUCAGCGUCGGGGGAAACAAAAACCAGAGGACGAGAGAGUUGGAAAGCACAGCGGGGCCCUAGCCCAGCGGGGGACCGGAGGUACCAGCUCCUCGAGGAUGGACGAGAUGGAAGAGGAUGUUGAGGAAGGGGGACACCAACCUCUCGACGGACUUAUAGAGGAGAGUAAGACCGACAGAGAAUGUGCCUUCUUUUCCCACUUCAACAUCCCUAACUUUGUGAACUUGGAGCACAGUUCAACACUGGGAGAGGAUGAUCUGCUGUAUGAGUCGUCCGCCAUACUGGAGCGCCAGUCUCACUCUCAUGAUGCGCACUGUGACAUCCACUAAGUCUGUUUCUACAAAGACAUCACAGGCAUGGAAAUAAUGUUGUUGUAAUAUUGGUUUUCCUUUCCAUUCGUAAUCGAAAUACACCUGCCACCUGGAGAAUAUUAUGAUUUUUCGGCAAGCAUACAUUUAGAGAAGACAGCAAGAGGGCUCAAAAGAUGAAUCACAACUCAAUAUCAAGUGCAACUCACAGUUAUGCGAUGACAUUUCUUGGAUAAAAUUGUCUCACAAAUGGCACCUUUUACUUCAAGUUCUAGGCGCUAAUAAUUAGAUGUGGCUGUAUUGUAGGAAACUGUGGCUCACCAAGCAGGGACGCUUUGUACAAUUGAUUCUGCUAUUAUCGCUGUGUUGCUUUCGUGUGCAAUUCUGGACAAUGGACAUUAUUGAACUCUCUCCAACAGGACACAAAUGCCAGGUGGUCUACCAACAAGGUCAAAAGCAUGGAAUUAAAUAUCUUUCGUUCUAAAUGAAGUUUGCGCUAUUAGAAAAGGUGAAGUGUACUUUAACAGUGUGAUUAGUAGCAAAUAAUCAAACAUAUCAUCGUUACUUAUCACUAUUUCGAUGAUAUGAGAGACCUUGGAGGACAAUGUGAUAAAAUACUUUUGUAGAAAUUUCUUGAAUUAUAAUGAUUGUCCAAAUAAAGCCUAAAUGGUUUUGGUCAUUCAACUCAACACUGGUGUGGUGUAGGAUUUCUUAACAUUACACAUUGUGAAAUAAGAUCACACUCAGGUUUUUAAUAUUCAUCUAGCUUUCUCAGAGGAAAACUAAAUAAAAUAAGGACUUGAAGCUGCUCUAAUCAAUAUUUUUAUUAACUUAAACGAUGCGAUUUAGCUCCUUUUAGUUUUCCGUUUUGGUUUUGUGGCCCACAAAUUGACUGGUUUGUUUCACUCUCACAGCCUUCAUCGAUGCCAAUGCCGACUGCUACAGGGAGCCGUUACCAGCGGAAUGGUUUUUUAUAAACUACCUAAUCAGCACCAAAUGGCAGACAGAGAAAAUGCAUGUCCAGCUGGUGAAAAUAGUGGAGGAUUUAGCAACUUAAAAAGCAAAAUAUCUCUCUCAGAAGUUGGUGGAGCUGAAGUAAUAUUGGAAUUACACAACUCCAAAUAAAUGCUAAUAUUGCUCCGUGUCUGCUGGAUGUGAAAAUAAACCAUUUGUUCCAUUCCAAUUUUGAGAUUAUAAUAUAGCACUGUGUUAAAAGAUUGUUGUGCUGCCCCCGAGUGGCUAAAAGCUUAAUGAAGGUUUAGUUUAUAUCUUUGAUUCUUCUGGUGACAGUGUAGCAGAAUAUCUGUAUUG
Molecule: messenger RNA, 2272 nt
Organism: Cottoperca gobio
Lineage: Eukaryota; Metazoa; Chordata; Actinopteri; Perciformes; Bovichtidae
Product: melanocortin-2 receptor accessory protein 2A-like
Biological process (GO): protein localization to plasma membrane; regulation of adenylate cyclase-activating G protein-coupled receptor signaling pathway
Cellular component (GO): endoplasmic reticulum; plasma membrane
Molecular function (GO): corticotropin hormone receptor binding; type 4 melanocortin receptor binding; type 5 melanocortin receptor binding
Source: RefSeq, a predicted model, not a curated record